AUUUCCACUCUCCUAUAGAGCGAGUGGAACUAAAAUAGUUUUUGUUUCUUACUCUUUUAUCAUCCCUUACCUCUUACUUUGGGAACUGCUUCCUUCCCACUUUCACAGUUUUUGGAUUCUUUCCUUCCAACCCACAAAGAUAAGAAAUUUGUCCAUUUUGUUUGGAUCCAUCACACACUUCCAACUCAAUACAUUUCACACUUCACUUUUCUCUUUCUCUUCAAACAUCACCACUUAGCUUCAAAACCUGAAAAAGAAGAACUUGAGAAGAAAUUAAAACACCCCAAAUGGUGUUUCACUUAGGUGAGUUAAGUUCAAGAUAUUUUCUCAAAAACCCAAAAUAGAAAAAAGAAAAAAAUUUGAUUUUUUUUAUUUUUUCAAAUCCAUCACUAUUUUCAUUUUUUUCAUUUUGAAGUGAGUUUUAAGCCAAUAGAUAUGUUAGAGUAAACAUCCUAGUACUGUACUUUGUUUUAUUUGUCUGAAAUUUGUAAAAAAGUUUAGAUUUUUUUUUUUAUUAGUACUUUUGUUGUUGUUGUAAGAUGUGACUUAUUAGGAUCUUGUUUGGUUGGUUGAAACUUGAAAGAGAAUAUUUUUGUUGUUUGAUUUGUUAUAUGUCAGAAACUAUGUAUCCUAAGUUGUUAUUUGAACAUACCCAUUUGAGAAUGUCUUUGAUUAAUCAUCAAAUCUAUCAAAAAGAUGGUUACUUUAUGAAUUUUCCACCACCACCAUCACCAUCAUCACUAUCAUCACCAACACAAUCUUCAUCAAGUUCUUCAACAACACCAACACAACCAUCUUCAUCUUCUAGUACUAAAAUUAGUCCAGCUGUUCUUUUCAUCAUAGUUGUUCUUGCAGUUCUGUUCUUCAUAUCUGGUUUACUUCAUUUGCUUGUUAGAUUUCUUAUAAAGAAUCCAUCUUCAUCUAAUUCUACAUCUAAUAGACAACACCAUAAUGAAAUUUCAACUUCUGAUGCACUUCAAAGACAGUUACAACAGCUUUUUCAUUUACAUGAUUCUGGUUUAGAUCAAGCUUUCAUUGAUGCACUACCUGUUUUUCAAUUCAAGGAAAUUGUUGGUUUGAAUGAGCCUUUUGAUUGUGCUGUUUGUUUGUGUGAGUUUACUGAGAAAGAUAAGUUAAGAUUGUUACCUAUGUGUAGCCAUGCUUUUCAUAUAAGUUGUAUAGAUACUUGGCUACUUUCGAAUUCAACUUGUCCUCUUUGUAGAGGAACACUUCAAACUCAUGGAUUUUCGAUAGAAAAUCCGAUAUUCGAUUUCGAUGAUAUUAGAGAAGAUGGCGAGUUUCCUUGUAAUGGAGAGAAUGGAUUUGGUAAUAGACAAAAAGAAAUUGUAGUUGAUGAAGUUGUCGAUAAAGGGGUUUUGCCAGUUCGACUGGGGAAAUUCAAGAAGAUGAAUGCGGAAGUUGGUAGAGAGAACGAAGAAGUAGGUGAAACGAGUAGUAGUAAUUUGGAUGCAAGAAGAUGUUUUUCAAUGGGAUCUUAUCAAUAUGUGGUUGGGAAUUCGGAGUUAAGGGUAGCCUUAAGUCAUGAUAGUAGAACUCAUAACGAUGAUAUAAGGGUUAACAAAGGAAUGGAAAAUGUUAAGAAUCUUUGUGUAGAGAGUGAUUUGGAAGCAAAGAAGAUUAGUAAUGUUAGUAAAGGUGAAAGUUUUUCGAUUUCUAAGAUUUGGUUGUGGCCAAGGAAAGGAAAAUUUUCUUCGAGUUCUUUAGAAGCUCAUAAUGGGAUGGCAUUGCCAUCUUAUCUUAACAAAGAUUUGCAGCAUCAUGGAAUGAGGGAAACAGAUGGUGUAUGAAACAUUGAAAGUUGGGCAAUGAUGGUGGGGCCCACAACAGUUGGUGUGAUUGAACUUAGAAGAAUCUAUAUUUUUCUUUUUGAUUGAUUUUGAUUCAAAAAUUUGGUUGUAGAUGCUUUUUUAUGGGGCCACUUUAAUCUUCCCAUCUGUCCAUGUUGAAAUUAAAGACAAAUUUCUUUAAUAUCAAUCAUAAUUACAAUCAAUUAAUAAUCCCAAAAUUGACUUAGGGGAGGGGGUAUUUGUUCAAGAAGAAUAUGAUCUAAAAUUUGCACUUUUAAGAUUACUUAACUUGCAAACUAAUUAUCAUAGCUGUUUUGGGUUUUCUAGAUUAGUGAUCUUUGACAGAGUUAUUUUUUUAAAAAAUUUUCAUUUGGUGUAACAAGAUCACUCAUCUAUAGUUAGUUUUAUGAUAU
Trifolium pratense (red clover) is the source of this 2221-nucleotide messenger RNA. Its product is annotated as RING-H2 finger protein ATL46-like. NCBI's taxonomy places the organism in Eukaryota, Viridiplantae, Streptophyta, Magnoliopsida, Fabales, Fabaceae. Bases 612 to 1808 code for a protein of 398 amino acids. The record is from RefSeq and is a predicted model, not a curated record. The transcript has 2 exons.